This is a messenger RNA of Stegostoma tigrinum, 2122 nucleotides long. RefSeq names its product 14-3-3 protein theta-like. Gene Ontology annotation, cellular component: cytoplasm. Gene Ontology annotation, biological process: signal transduction. The transcript has 6 exons. The coding region runs from base 285 to 1145 and encodes 286 amino acids. Lineage: Eukaryota; Metazoa; Chordata; Chondrichthyes; Orectolobiformes; Stegostomatidae. The record is from RefSeq and is a predicted model, not a curated record.
GCAGGUUGGCGGGGAGUGCAGGGGUGGGGCCUGAGCCAGCCGUCAAGGUGGAGAGUCUGGGAGGCCGCUCCUUUUUUUGUCCGCCUUCCUCGGCUGGAGUUUAUGCAUUUGAGCAGUGGCUGAGCGCCGGAAAGUGACUGAAAGAGGGAGGAAAGUAGCGGGCUUCGUGUUAAAAGCACCGAGAGAAAGUCCCCUUUUCUUCGCCACACCCCCCACCCUCUCCCGCCCCAACCCCUCCGACUUUACCCAAACCCCGGACGGAGCUCGAUAAAAGCCGGACAGCCAUGGAGAACGCCGAGCAGGAGAAGCAGACUGAACAAGAGAAGCAGGCUGAGCAGGCGAAGCCGGCCGAGCAGGCCAAACAGGAGAAGCCGGCCGAUCAGGUGGCCAGCAACCCGGUGAACGAGGAGGAUGUCCAGAGGGCCAAGCUGGCCGAACAGGCCGAGAGGUACGAAGACAUGGCGGCCGCGAUGAAAGCGGUGACCGAGCGCGGCUUCGAGCUGACGACCGAGGAGAGGAACCUGCUGUCGGUGGCCUACAAGAACGUGGUGGGGGCCCGCCGAUCGGCCUGGAGGGUCAUCUCCAGCGUGGAGCAGAAGAGCGACACCGAUGACAAGCGAUUACAACUAGCCAAAAGUUACCGGGAAACAAUCGAAAUGGAGCUUAAUAGCAUCUGCGACGAAGUCCUGAAACUGUUGGAUAAUCACUUAAUUACAAAUGCUAGUAACUCAGAAAGCAAGGUCUUCUACCUAAAAAUGAAGGGAGAUUAUUUUCGGUACCUUGCUGAAGUUGCUUCUGGAAAUCAACGGGAUGAUACAAUAAAGUCCUCCAAAAAAGCUUACGAGAGCGCCUUUGAAAUCAGUAAAGUUGGUCUGCCGUCAACGCAUCCAAUUCGUUUGGGUCUUGCACUUAAUUUCUCUGUGUUCUUCUAUGAAAUUCUCAACUCUCCAGAGUGUGCCUGUGAUCUCGCAAAAACAGCAUUUGACCUGGCUAUUCAAGAUCUGGAUAUUCUACAAGAUGAUAGUUAUAAAGACAGCACCCUCAUUAUGCAGUUGCUCAGAGAUAACCUUACAUUAUGGAGAAAUGAGAAUUCAGGAUCAGCUGAUCCUGAACCCUCUGCAGCUGAGCCUGGAGAAAACAACUAAGUGUUCGUAGGGUCUAAUCCCCAAAAUAUUUUUACACCUCUCCAUUCCUUACUUCUACUCAAUUCCUAUAACAACUCAUCAGUACUGUAUGAAUAGCUAUGUAUGGAAAAAUCCCAAUUUAGUCUUGUAUACACCAUUGCUUUAAAAAAAAGUCCAUCCCUUGGUUGGUGUUGAUGGUUGUCUGCCUUCCUGGUGUGCAGCUACUGCUGUAUAAGCGUAUAUAGUUAACUUUAUAACAUAAGUAACCUCCAUGUAGAGGAAAGAAUGUUUAAUAUUAUAAAGAAGAAAUACUUGCCGUGUUUGUAUUAUGAACAUAAUUGGUAGAAAUUUGCUGCACUAGACAGUAUUUGGGUUAUAUUGUAAUUUUUAUUGCUCCCACACUUCACCUUUCCAUAUUUUGUUAUCCUGCUGAUAUUGGCGAAUGUGCAUCUACUCUUCUCUCAGUCCCCUUGAAGUUCAAAUGCUAUUUGCAGCAACUGGCAUAAAUCAAAGUUACUGUUACGCACGCACCCCUCUAUUCUGCAGGAGAACUUGCCUUAUGUUCUGCACUAAAAUGACAAGCUUUUUGUAAAAUUGAGGUUGAAGGCAUGUAAAAAUGUAAAAUCAAGCUGAAGAAAGUACCUUGGAUUUUUUUGGAAUUCUGUGAAUCUUCAUUUUUUCAAAAAAAACACCUGUCCACAUGAUUGAUGUUCACUUGUGUACUGUUACAGCAUGUUUCUGCUAAAGUUUGAGGUUGUGCUUGUGAAAUGUCACCAGCAUGACUCUGAUACACUGGAAUGGGAAACAAACUCUCCUCAGAUUGUGUGCCCACGAUAUCUUUUUAAAAGCAUAGUAUUUCUUUGCAGAUUUGUGCACAUGUAAGGGUGUUGAGUGAAAUUUGGCCCACUAAUUACUAGUCAUUUAUCAUAAUUCCCCAAAAGCCUUGUGGAAAUGUUAAUGCCCUCUAACACAAAAUAAAUGAUGUUUUGUAAACCAUA